AUCCAUUAUAGGGCAGGACAGCUAGCCUUUGCGUUUGGACUGAAAAGAGAGGGAGAGGGAGAGAGAGAGAGAGAGAGAGAGAGAGAGGUGGGGAGACAGAGGGAGGCGGAGGGAGCAUAUGACACAAAGGGGGAGAGGGAGAGGGAGAGAGAGAGAGAGAGAGAGAGAGAGAGAGAUCAGGGCAUAAGAGAGGGGAGAGAGAGAGGGAGAGGCUGCAGAUAUCGAUGGCAUUAACAAUGGAGCAUUAGGAUCCAGAGAGGGGGAUAGUCGGCCACACAACGGGGCUGAGGGCUACAGAUAUUUGAGGAGGGGGGCUCCUCCUCGGUGAGCACAGGGGGGAGGAGGAGGAGGAGGAGGAGGAGGAGGAGGAUGGGCCUCGAACACAGACUUGCAAUGGCACUGCAAAAAUUGGAUUAAAGCAGUAUGCUGGACAAGAGCGAGGUGGCAACUCUAGGCCUACCCUCCACUACCAGCCAUGGCGGCUCUGACAGCAACAUCAGUGCGGACGGGGCGGGGGCGGCAGCAGCAACAGCAGCAGCAGCAGCAGCGUCUGGGGUCAUGUCUGGGGGCGCUGAGUGUUCAGGGACCGGCGAGCCGCAGAGGACGCGUGCAGCUCUGGAGCACCUGCAGCAGAAGAUCCUAAAGGUCACCGAGCAGAUUCGCGUGGAGCAGGAGGCCCGUGACGACAACGUUGCAGAGUACCUGAAGUUGGCCCACAACGCCGACAAACAGCAGGCGUCCAGGAUCAAGCAGGUGUUCGAGAAGAAGAACCAGAAGUCCGCACAGACCAUCGCACACUUGCACAAGAAGCUAGAGCACUAUCACAAGAAGCUAAAGGAGAUAGAACAGAAUGGACCGGCCCGGCAGCCUAAGGAUGUCCUGCGGGACAUGCAGCAGGGAUUAAAGGACGUUGGGGCCAACGUUCGAGCUGGGAUUAGUGGUUUCGGAGGUGGAGUGGUCGAAGGGGUCAAGGGUGGAGUCUCUGCCCUCACCCACACAGCCGUGGUCUCCAAGCCUAGAGAGUUCGCCAGCCUCAUCAGGAACAAGUUUGGCAGCGCAGAUAACAUUGCUCACUUAAAAGACUCACUCGAGGACGGAGUCGGGGGCCACUCAGAGGACGCCCCCACACCUCGUGCCCUGAGUGGAAGUGCCACUCUGGUCUCGAGCCCAAAGUACGGCAGCGACGACGAGUGCUCCAGCGCCUCAUCCGGCUCCGGAGCAGGCAGUAAUUCAGGCGGGGCAGGGGGAGGAGGAGGAGGAGGAGGAGGAGGAGGAGGAGGAGGAGGGCUCUUAGGACCAACCAUGGGGAGUCCAAGACUGGACGGGCACCACCACCACCACCAUCACAUGCACAGCUCUUGGGACUCUCUGCUGGAGGGCCUGCAGGAGAUCAAGGCCAGCCAGGCACACAUGGAGGAAGCCAUCGAGGACAUGAAGGGCCAGCUGCAGAGUGACUACUCCUACAUGACACAGUGCCUGCAAGAGGAGAGAUACAGGUAUGAGAGACUUGAAGAACAGCUGAAUGACCUAACAGAGCUCCACCAGAAUGAGAUGACCAAUCUUAAACAGGAGCUUGCCAGCAUGGAGGAAAAAGUCGCCUACCAGUCCUACGAGCGAGCGAGGGACAUUCAGGAGGCUGUGGAGUCGUGCCUGACCCGCAUCACCAAGCUGGAGCUGCAGCAGCAGCAGCAGCAGGUCGUCCAGUUGGAGGGAGUGGAGAACGCCAACGCCCGAGCUCUGCUGGGCAAACUCAUCAACGUGAUCCUUGCGCUCAUGGCCGUGUUGCUGGUGUUCGUCUCCACCCUGGCCAACUUCAUCACCCCGCUGAUGAAGACCCGAGCCCGGGUGGCCGCCACCGUCCUGCUGACCUUGCUGCUGUUCGUCCUGUGGAAGCAGUGGGACUUCGUGGAGCCGUGGCUGCUGCCCAGCUGAGCUCCCCCACCGCCCGCCACAUGAGAGAGACUCCAGAGGGGACCAGGAGCUGGUUCCAACUCACUUAGGGACGCAGAGGCCGAAAUAGAAUGAGUGAAAAGGUGGAGCAUCUGAGGACAAAACGUGGCACUUUUGGUUGAGGAGCGAUCUGAGAUCUGAGAGGCGUUUACAAGGAAAGAACAGAAAAUACUCUGCUGACAUAAGACUUCAUCUCAUCUCGCCCAGAUCUGUUGGUGUUGAUGACCAAUCAUCGACUUGCAUUGCUGUCACCAAAUAACUGAGUUUCUCGGGAGAAAUCUUUGGAUCGUCUUUUUCUAAUUAUUUAUGAUACACGAAUUAUGAAGACUAGAGCAACUUAUAAUGACUUUAAAAUGCUGAUCAUGUUUCGCUGUAACCUUCAUGUUGAAGCUUUAGUAUAUUCGAGGGGAAAAGGGUUUUUUUCAUGAAUGUUAUGUGCUCAUGCAUGUCCUCAUAUGUGCACUAAGAUGCAUCUAGCUGGCAUGAGUUGACAUUUCAUUAAUGACUAAAUGAAUCUUCUUUAACUGCCAUUUUGUUGUCAGAAAUACAGUGCAGACAUGUUGUA
Acanthopagrus latus (yellowfin seabream) is the source of this 2515-nucleotide messenger RNA. RefSeq names its product transmembrane and coiled-coil domain family 2 (gene tmcc2). Gene Ontology annotation, cellular component: endomembrane system. The transcript has 5 exons. The coding region runs from base 424 to 1932 and encodes 502 amino acids. NCBI's taxonomy places the organism in Eukaryota, Metazoa, Chordata, Actinopteri, Spariformes, Sparidae. The record is from RefSeq and is a predicted model, not a curated record. Gene Ontology annotation, biological process: amyloid precursor protein metabolic process.